Messenger RNA from Rangifer tarandus platyrhynchus (Svalbard reindeer), 5895 nucleotides. The record is from the annotation of a GenBank genome assembly. NCBI's taxonomy places the organism in Eukaryota, Metazoa, Chordata, Mammalia, Artiodactyla, Cervidae.
AUGGAGAACAGUCACCCCCCCCACCACCACCACCAGCAGCCCCCGCCGCAGCCCGGCCCUUCGGGCGAGAGGAGGAACCACCAUUGGAGAAGUUACAAGUUGAUGAUUGACCCAGCUUUGAAAAAGGGGCAUCAUAAACUGUACCGCUACGAUGGGCAGCAUUUCAGCCUUGCGAUGUCCAGCAAUCGCCCGGUGGAAAUCGUGGAAGAUCCCCGGGUGGUCGGCAUCUGGACUAAAAACAAGGAGCUGGAGCUGUCGGUCCCCAAAUUCAAGAUCGAUGAGUUCUAUGUGGGUCCGGUGCCUCCGAAGCAGGUGACAUUUGCCAAGCUGAAUGAUAACAUCCGUGAAAACUUCCUGAGGGACAUGUGCAAGAAGUAUGGGGAGGUGGAGGAGGUGGAGAUUUUGUACAACCCCAAGACCAAGAAGCACUUGGGCAUUGCCAAAGUGGUCUUUGCCACGGUCAGGGGAGCCAAGGAGGCCGUUCAGCACUUGCAUAGCACUUCGGUCAUGGGUAAUAUCAUCCACGUGGAGCUGGACACCAAAGGGGAAACCCGUAUGCGGUUCUACGAACUGUUGGUCACGGGCCGAUACACACCCCAAACCCUGCCAGUGGGUGAGCUGGAUGCUGUCUCUCCAAUCGUGAAUGAGACCCUGCAGCUGUCAGAUGCCCUGAAGCGCCUCAAAGAUGGUGGCCUGUCUGCAGGCUGUGGCUCCGGCUCAUCCUCUGUCACCCCCAAUAGUGGUGGGACACCUUUCUCCCAGGACACAGCUUAUUCUAGCUGCCGCUUGGACACACCCAACUCCUACGGCCAGGGCACGCCGCUCACGCCACGCCUGGGCACCCCCUUUUCACAGGACUCGAGCUACUCCAGCCGCCAGCCCACGCCCUCCUACCUCUUCAGCCAGGACCCCACAACGACCUUCAAGGCUCGGCGCCAUGAGAGCAAGUUCACAGAUGCCUACAACCGCCGCCACGAGCACCAUUAUGUCCACAACUCGUCUGCGGUCACUGCGGUGGCGGGGGCCGCAGCCGCCUUCCGGGGCUCAGUGGACCACCCAUUCGGGGCAGUUGGCGGCAGUGGGGGCGGCAGCGGGCCCCCAUUCAAGGCCCAACCACAGGAUUCAGCCACGUUUGCCCACACUCCACCGCCCACCCAAGCAACCCCUGCGCCCGGAGUUGCCUUCAAGUCGGCUUUCUCUCCAUAUCAGACUCCCGUGCCCCCUUUCCCCCCGCCCCCCGAGGAGCCCACCACCACAACCCCCUUUGGGGCCCGUGACAGCGGUGAGUUCCGAAGAGCACCUGCGCCUCCACCCCUCCCACCCACCGAGCCCCUGACAAAGGAGAAGCCUGGCACACCACCGGGACCCCCGCCCCCUGAGGCCAACAGCAUAGAGCUAGGUGGUCGGCCAACCUUCGGCUGGAGUCCCGAGCCCUGUGACAGCCCUGGCACGCCUACGCUGGAGUCGUCGCCUGCAGGGCCGGAGAAGCCCCAUGACAGCCUGGACUCACGGAUCGAGAUGCUGCUAAAGGAGCAGCGCACCAAGCUGCCCUUCCUUCGGGAGCAGGACUCAGACACAGAGCUGCAGAUGGAGGGCAGCCCCAUCUCCUCCUCCUCCUCCCAGCUUUCCCCACUGGCCCCAUUUGGCACUAACUCUCAGCCAGGCUUUCGAGGCCCUACACCACCCUCCUCGCGCCCCUCCAGCACUGGCCUGGAGGAUAUCAGCCCCACGCCACUGCCUGACUCAGAUGAGGAUGGUGAGCUUGAUCUGGGCCUAGGGCCUCGGCCCCCACCUGAGCCAGGUCCACCAGACCCUACCGGUCUUCUGGGUCAGACAAGUGAGGCGGCCUUGGACCUGGCUGGAGACAGGACCCCAACCUCAGAGAAGAUGGAUGAGGGGCAGCAGUCCUCAGGAGAGGACAUGGAGAUCUCAGAUGACGAGAUGCCCUCGGCCCCCAUCACCAGCGCUGACUGCCCCAAGCCCAUGGUGGUGACCCCAGGGGCCGGGGCCGUGGCAGCUCCCUCUGUGCUGGCCCCAACCUUGCCACUGCCCCCGCCCCCUGGCUUCCCACCACUGCCCCCGCCCCCACCCCCACCUCCACCCCAGCCCGGCUUCCCCAUGCCCCCACCUCUGCCGCCACCACCGCCCCCGCCACCCCCGGCCCAUCCAGCUGUGACGGUGCCCCCACCACCCCUGCCAGCCCCGCCGCCUGGUGUCCCACCCCCACCCAUUCUGCCGCCACUGCCGCCCUUCCCACCAGGGCUGUUUCCUGUGAUGCAGGUGGACAUGAGCCACGUGCUGGGGGGCCAGUGGGGCAGCAUGCCCAUGUCCUUCCAGAUGCAAACGCAGAUGCUGAGCCGUCUGAUGACGGGCCAGGGCGCUUGCCCCUACCCCCCCUUCAUGGCUGCUGCAGCCGCAGCGGCCUCCGCUGGACUGCAGUUUGUCAACCUGCCGCCCUACCGGGGCCCCUUCUCCCUUGGUAGCACUGGCCCAGGCCGCGGGCAGCCCUGGCCACCCCUGCCCAAGUUUGACCCAUCAGUGCCACCACCAGGCUAUGUGCCCCGCCAGGAGGACCCACACAAGGCCACUGUGGACGGCGUCCUGCUGGUGGUGCUCAAAGAGCUCAAGGCCAUCAUGAAGCGGGACCUGAACCGCAAGAUGGUGGAGGUGGUGGCCUUCAGGGCCUUCGAUGAGUGGUGGGACAAGAAGGAACGGAUGGCCAAGGCCUCACUGACCCCAGUGAAGUCGGGUGAGCACAAAGAUGAGGAUAGGCCGAAGCCCAAGGACCGCAUCGCCUCCUGCCUGCUGGAGUCCUGGGGCAAGGGCGAGGGCCUGAGCUACGAGGGACUGGGCCUGGGCAUCGGGCUGCGUGGGGCCAUCCGCCUGCCCUCCUUCAAGGUCAAGAGGAAGGAACCGCCAGACACGGCCUCAUCUGGUGACCAGAAGCGGUUGCGACCCUCCACCUCUGUGGAUGAGGAGGAUGAAGAGUCUGAGCGCGAGCGGGACCGGGACAUGGCCGAUGCCCCCUGUGAGCUCGCCAAGCGGGACCCCAAGGGCGUGGGUGUGCGGCGGCGGCCAGCCCGGCCCCUGGAGCUGGACAGCGGUGGGGAGGAGGACGAGAAGGAGUCACUGUCGGUGUCAUCAUCCUCGUCGGCAUCCUCGUCCUCGGGCUCCUCGACCACCUCACCCUCGUCCUCAGCCUCCGACAAGGAAGAGCGAGAAAGCACAGAGGAGGAGGGGGAGGGGGAGGAAGAGGGGGAGGAGGGCCCCCGGAGCCAGAUCUCCUCCUCCUCAACCUCAUCCAUGUCAGAGAAGGAUGAUGAUGAUGAAGACAGCGACGACCAGGAUGAGUCUGAGAAUGAUGACGAGGACACGGCCCUGUCAGAGGCGAGUGAGAAGGAAGAAGGGGACUCAGAUGGAGAGGAGACGGUGAGCAUCGCCACCUCUAAGCCUGGAGCUGAGUCCUCCAGUGAGAGUUCUGAGUCAUCUGACUUCGCAUCAAGCUCCGAGUCCUCUUCAUCAUCAUCAUCGGAAGAUGAAGAAGAGCUGGCAGCUGGGGAGGAGGAAGAGGAGGAGGAGGAGGAAGGGGAGGCAGCUGCAGACGAGAGCAUGGCUCCCGCUGCUCCUGACGAGGACUUUGAGAAUGAAGUGGUCACAGGAGCACCCACAACGGAGUCACGGGGCCCAGAAGAGGAGGUGGACAUUGAGGCUGAGGAUGAGGCCCCUAAGGAGCGGACCCCAAUGCUGGAAGAGCCCCCCUUGCCUGUGAGUGUCGGGGAGCUGACUGGCUGCAAGGAGUCCCCCGAGGAAUCAGGCCUGAACCAGGAAGGGGCCAGGUUGCUGUCUCCAGAACCCCCUGCAGGAGAGAUGGAGGCCCGGCCCCUGCCAUCCCCAGAGCCCACCCCAGAGGACAACCUGGAGGCGGAGCCUGAGCCCCCAGCGCUGCUCUCUUUACCGCUGCAGCCACCAUUGCCGCCGCCUCGACCGCCCCGGCCACCCAGCCCACCACCAGAGCCCGAGACCCCAGACCUCCCCCUCCCACCCGUCCCUCUGGAGCCUCCCCCCCAUGAGGACCAGCCCCCACGUACUCCGAGCCUCUGUGGCAGCCUGGGCAAGUCCCAGAGUGCAGAGGCGGUGCCGGCUACGCCGAGCGGGGAGCCUUUGCCGACGGUGGGCAGCGGCAGCCUGGCCCUGAGCUCCCCACAGCUGCCCGGCAGCCCCUUCUCCUACCCAUCCCCAUCCCCCAGCUUGAGCAGCGGGGGCCUCCCAAGGACACCUGGCCGGGACUUUAGCUUCACGCCCACCUUCCCCGAGCCUGGGGGGCCCCUCCUUUUGCCCGUCUGCCCCCUCCCAGCUGGCCGGCGUGACGAUCGGUCUGGCCCCUUGGCCUCCCCGGUGCUCCUGGAAACAGGCCUGCCGCUUCCUCUGCCCUUGCCCUUGCCCCUGCCCCUGGCGUUGCCCGUACCCGUCCUGCGGGCUCAGUCGCGGGCCCCCACCCAGCUGCCACCUCUGCUGCCUGCCCCUCUGGCCCCCUGCCCACCCCCCAUCAAGAGGAAGCCGGGCCGGCCCCGGCGAUCCCCGCCAGCUGUGCUCACCUUGGAUGGGCCUUUGGUCCGACCGCCAGGAGGGGCCACCCUGGGCAGGGACCUACUGCUUCUGCCAGGCCAGCCACAGACCCCUGUCUUCCCCAGCACCCAUGAUCCCCGGACCGUGACCCUGGACUUCCGGAACGCGGGGAUCCCAGCCCCCCCACCACCCUUGCCCCCCCAGCCCCCUCCACCCCCACCUCUACCACCUGUUGAGCCCACCAAACUGCCCUUUAAGGAGCUAGAGAACCAGUGGCCCUCCGAGGCCAUCCCUCCAGGUCCCCGUGGGCGUGACGAGAUCUCCGACGAGUUCAUGAACCUGGCCAAGGUGCGGGGGUCCUGGCGCCGGCCACCAAAGAAGCGCCACGAGGACCUGGUGGUCUCAGCUUCGCCUGAGCUCUCGCCACCGCAGCCUCUCUUCCGGCCCCGCUCAGAGUUUGAGGAGAUGACCAUCCUCUAUGACAUCUGGAAUGGUGGCAUCGACGAGGAGGACAUCCGCUUCCUGUGUGUUACCUACGAGCGGCUGCUGCAGCAGGACAACGGCAUGGACUGGCUCAACGACACGCUCUGGGUCUACCAUCCCUAUAUCCUGCCAGCUAAGAAGAAGAAACGGGACGAUGGCAUCCGGGAGCACGUGACGGGCUGUGCCCGCAGCGAGGGCUUCUAUACCAUUGACAAGAAGGACAAGCUCAGAUACCUCAACAGCAGUCGUGCCAGCACCGAUGAGCCCCCCACAGACACCCAGGGCAUGAGCAUUCCCGCGCAGCCGCACGCCUCCACACGGGCAGGCUCGGAGAGGCGAUCCGAGCAGCGGCGCCUGUUGUCCUCCUUCACUGGCAGUUGUGACAGCGACCUGCUCAAGUUCAACCAGCUCAAGUUCCGGAAGAAAAAGCUCAAAUUUUGCAAGAGUCACAUUCACGACUGGGGCCUGUUCGCCAUGGAGCCCAUCGCGGCCGACGAGAUGGUCAUCGAGUACGUGGGCCAGAACAUCCGCCAGGUGAUCGCGGACAUGCGGGAGAAACGUUAUGAGGACGAGGGUAUCGGUAGCAGCUACAUGUUCCGGGUGGACCACGACACCAUCAUCGACGCCACCAAGUGCGGCAACUUCGCACGUUUCAUCAACCACAGCUGCAAUCCCAACUGCUACGCCAAGGUGAUCACAGUGGAGUCGCAGAAAAAGAUCGUCAUCUAUUCCAAGCAGCACAUCAACGUCAAUGAGGAGAUCACCUAUGACUACAAGUUCCCCAUUGAGGACGUCAAGAUCCCCUGCCUCUGUGGCUCUGAGAACUGCCGGGGGACCCUCAACUAG